AUGAUCACAAACACAAAUACAGAUAAGAUAGAUAAAGAAGAUAAUAAUGUAAUUAUAGUUGAUAAAACUAAAUACUUACAAGAUGGAAUCGUGGUGAUCAAAUUAAAUAGAGAAAAGAAUGCUCGAAAUGCUGUUGAUCGAGAGACUGCCGAUCGAUUGUCAAUGGCAUUUAGAGAGUUUGAUGGAGAUGACCGAUUUAAAGUUGCUAUCUUGUAUGGUGGAGACAAGGUGUUUUGUGCAGGUGCUGACUUGAAAAAGAUAUCUCUUGGUGAUGAGAGCCAAAUGAAUCGAUUGCAAGCAGAUGGAGAUGCUCCAAUGGGAUGUACAAGAAUGUUGCUCGGUAAACCUGUCAUUACUGGUAUAUCAGGAUACUGUGUGGCUGGAGGACUAGAACUUGCACUGUGGAGUGAUCUACGUGUUGCCAGUCGCGAUGCUAUCUUUGGAGUAUUUUGUCGUCGUUGGGGAGUCCCUCUUAUCGACGGCGGCACAGUUCGACUACCACGACUCGUCGGUCAUUCUCGUGCCAUGGAUCUCAUCCUUACAGGUAGACCUGUCACGGCAGAAGAAGCAUUCAAUAUAGGACUGGUCAAUCGAUUGGUAGACACUCCCAACCAAGUACUUGACAAAUGUAUAGAGUUGGCAAAAUUGAUUGGAUCAUUUCCCCAAAACUGUUUGCGGUCAGAUAGACUGUCAGUCUAUCAACAACACAACCUUUCACUCAACGAUGCACUAUCAAAUGAAUUUAAACUUGGGUAUCCCAGUCUCCAAAAAGAUGGAGUUGGUGGAUCAUCCAGAUUUGCUCAAGGAAUGGGUAGACAUGGAAAAUUCAUUGAAUCCAAGUUAUAA
Molecule: messenger RNA, 846 nt
Organism: Cavenderia fasciculata
Lineage: Eukaryota; Evosea; Eumycetozoa; Acytosteliales; Cavenderiaceae
Product: Putative enoyl CoA-hydratase
Exons: 1
Coding region: 1-846 (281 amino acids)
Molecular function (GO): catalytic activity
Source: RefSeq, a predicted model, not a curated record